This is a messenger RNA of Nycticebus coucang (slow loris), 2445 nucleotides long. RefSeq names its product syncytin-2-like. The transcript has 2 exons. Bases 886 to 1731 code for a protein of 281 amino acids. NCBI's taxonomy places the organism in Eukaryota, Metazoa, Chordata, Mammalia, Primates, Lorisidae. The record is from RefSeq and is a predicted model, not a curated record.
UCCAUUCUUGGCUCCCCUUGCCCCUUCCCAUUUUCACCCCCUCCUCCAGGUAUCCCUGUCGACUGACCCGUGGGCCGGGUCACGUGGCACCAGACCAAGGAUCUGGAUACGAGGGAAAAUGGUGAAGAAGCUAGUGGAGGCAGCCGGCCAGCUCAGAGAAACAUCAGUACCUGGCCACGCAAUAGCCUGCUGUACUGGAAGGAGGAUCUCGGUAACUAUGAGCACCUGGAUAUGGCUACUGCUGGGAAUCUCUCUCCUGAUAUGAAAAAAUGAAGGUGGUUUCGGUAAUCCCCAUGAGGCUCGGGCACUCUUACAAAAAUUAACUGGUACUCCUUGCAAGUGCCGUGGUGGCACCUGGAAUGGUGAGACAACCCCUCUCCUAAAUGUAGAUUGUGGUGAUGAAACAGCAUACUUAGUAAUGAGACAAAAUAUUCAUGGAGCACAGGCAUGUGUCUGUAGCAAAAAGGCUAAAAUUAUCCCCACCUUUAAUAACAAGCCUGGACCAUGCCCUUGUAUAGAAUUUCAUCCAUCUGUACAUAAUGAUGGAGUUAUGAGCAACAUAACAUAAUGUACCAACAUUAGGUACAACCAACAUAAUGUACCUGUUAUGAGCAGGUUCAACUAUGUACUGGUACAGAUAAUAAUACCUAUUUUACAGCAAUCUUGACCAGACAUUUUUUGGGGACAUUUGGAGACGAGUGGGACACAGUCCCUCAGGUCUGGGGGACCUCAAAUAAAUACGCCCAAUCUGGCUGUCCCGAUACAGUAGGAAAAACAGUUUGCUGGAAUAAGACUCCACCUGUGCACGUCUCUGAUGGAGGUGGACCCCAAGAUCAGGUAAGACAGAAUAUAGUCCAAAAGCAACUGGAAAACAUUGUAAACCACAUGUCUCCUAAAUUUAACUACCAUCCAAUAGCUUUACCCAAAAAUAUGGAUGCGAAUCUAGACCCCCAGACCCUGAAAAUGCUAGACAUCACACAUAGGUUACUUAAUCAAUCCAACCCUUCUUUGGCUCAAAAUUGCUGGUUAUGCCUUCAUUUAGGACUAUCUAUGCCUAUUGCUAUCAAUGUUAAUUCCAUUGAAUUAUCAUCUAAUAACUGCAUGCCCAUCAUGCCUUUACCAGUACAACCUGUCUUUUCUGAAGCACCCUGUAUUGUCUCCUCUUAUAGAGACGACAGUUAUGCUAUUGAUAUUGGCAUACUCUCUUUGACCAAUUGCACUGACAUCAUCAAUAUUACUUAUUCCCCGUGUGCUCCCAAUGAUAUGAUAUUUGUUUGUGGCAAUAACUUGGCAUAUACCAUUCUACCCACUAAUUGGACAGGAUUAUGUACUAUCGCCCUUUUACUACCCGAUAUAGAUAUAGUCAAUGGAAAUGAAUCUUUACCUAUACCAUCCUUUGAUUAUAUAUCUGGCCGUUCUAGAAGGGCUAUCCAAUUUCUCCCUCUCUUGGCCACUCUGGGAAUCACUGCUGGCAUGGCCACUGGUACCGCCGGUUUGGGCAUUGCUGUACAUAAAUAUACUGAACUAUCCCAACUUAUGGCAGAAGAUAUACAAGCCCUAUCAGGCACAGUUAAAAAUCUUCAAGAUCAAUUAGAUUCCUUAGUUGAAGUAGUACUACAGAAUAGAAGAGGUUUAGAUCUUCUAACGGCUAACCAAGGAGGCAUCUGCUUAGCAUUACAGGAAAAAUGCUGCUUUAUGCAAAUAAGUCAGGAAUUGUUUGAGACAAAAUAAAGAAAUUACAAGAUAAUCUAGAGGAAAGAAGAAGAAAAAUUAUGGACAAUCCAUUUUGGAGCGGACUAAAUGGCUUUCUGCCUUAUCUCCUUCCAUUUUUAGGGCCCCUCCUUGGCUUACUAAUAUUACUGUCGCUAGGACCUUUUCUUUUUAAUAAAGUCAUGGCCUUUAUAAAACAACAAAUUGAUGCUAUUAAAAUGCAGCCCCUCCAGGUUCAUUAUCACAGACUUGCUAUUGAAGAUGAACGCAUAACCAUAACUACUUAGGGGACUGGCUAGUCAAGGAUGGGUAACGAGGACCCUCAUCUCAGACUUUGCUUAUCCUACCAACCUAAGACAGGAGCCUGGUCAGAUAGCUACCGUGUAUCCCAUGACGGGUAAGGAGGAUCAGCUGAGAUGGUAAGGCAGUCCCAACCUAAGACAGACACAGUCACCCCGCCCUCUCGGUUGAGAGUUGGCAAAACUUUAAAAGUAAAAUGUACAUUUAAAAAUAUUAUAAAAAAGGGGGACCUGUGGAAGGCUGACACCACAGCAUCUAUUUAGUAGGCCAAGUGCUAUUUCUGGUACUAACAGACUUAAGUUUCUAUUUCCCUGAAAAUGCUAGGCCUAAGUUUCUAUUUCCCUGCAAACGCCAGGCCUCUUCUCAUAAAUCACGUGAGCGAAACUUGGAAGCUUGCCGUUUGAACUUAUCUCCACCAAGGCCAGGUUGCUUGGA